Messenger RNA from Pseudophryne corroboree (corroboree frog), 4374 nucleotides. RefSeq names its product Bardet-Biedl syndrome 10 (gene BBS10). Bases 214 to 2199 code for a protein of 661 amino acids. The transcript has 3 exons. The record is from RefSeq and is a predicted model, not a curated record. Gene Ontology annotation, biological process: chaperone-mediated protein complex assembly. NCBI's taxonomy places the organism in Eukaryota, Metazoa, Chordata, Amphibia, Anura, Myobatrachidae. Gene Ontology annotation, molecular function: ATP binding.
UUUUUUCUCAUAACAAACUUUAUGGACAAACGGCCAAAGUGAGGAAAACACACUUCCUGCUUGGAAUCUUAACGGUAGCGUCUAGUCUACCUUCGUAGAGAGGACCUUUCUUAUUAACUGAUGAGAGGCAGGCAUCGGCAGCUGGGGAUAGGAAGACGGCGCUGGAGAAGACAAGCUGCUACAGUGGCCUGUUACGUUACGCCAGGUUAGCCAAUGAGAAUGCAGGGACAUGUAAAAGAUCUGGAUAUCAAUAAAAUCCUGCAAGUGGCUGAAUCUUUGGAGAACAUUGUAUGUCGCUGUUUUGGACCUGAUGGAGGACAGGUUCUAUUUAUGAAAUCCACUGGUGAUCUUCUUAUUACUAAAGAUGGAAGAAGAAUACUGGAGUACCUUUUAUUGGACCACCCUGUUGCAAGAAUGAUCGUGAACUCUGCCUCCAGGCAUUACAGUGUUACUGGUGAUGGUGUGAAAUCCUUUGUUCUACUGCUGUGUGCAGUCCUCCGAGAGCUCCAGGCGACAGCUGAUAGACAUGAAGGUCUGCUUUUAUCUGGGAACCCAACAGUGAACACGCGAUAUCAAAGGCAAGGUCAUGUGUUAAGAAGGAUCAGCAAUAUGCUGUUGACUUUCCAGACCCGAGUUCUGGAGCACAUCAUAGCAAAACACCUCUGUCCCCAUUUUCUUUCUGUUUUUUCAAAUAUAAAAGGAGAUAUUACUUUGUGUAGAACCUCUAUACAGCAAACACUGGACGCCUAUUUCUGUGGAAGAGUUGGAUGUAACAACCGGAUGUUUGUUAGUAGACUGGCCUGUGAUUAUCUGUACAGCUGUUUACUAGACAUUAAUAAGAUUUAUGAUGUAGUCAGUUUAGUGAGCAAAAGCUUCGAUGACCUGCACACCGAAGUUCCAGGACUGCCAGUAGAUAAUUCCAGGAUAUUACCUGGUUUAGUACUGCGCCGGCCUUUUUCUGUGUAUUGUCCAGCAGAGGGAGAACUGCAUGCACUAAUUGUGACAGAGCAGAUCCAUCAGUCUCUGUCUGCAUCUGACAUAGGAUUUGUCGUCUCUUCAGGUGUUCAGCUUCAGGUUUCACAGCAAUACGUAAGGGAAAGGACUGAACGUAUAUUAAAACAAUUGCAGAAUAACCAUAUCAAGCUAAUAUUCUCAAGUGUUAAGCAACAAGAAAUUGUACUUUUCUAUGCAAAACUGAGCGGGAUAUCUAUAGUAGACUGCCUAACAUCAGAAGAGAUUGGUGUUCUGUGCACGAUUACUGGGACAUCACCACUGUCCAAACCACUGGGUGAUGUUCUUCUAUCUGACACUUUUCUAGCAACAAGUUGCAGACCACUUCUAAUUGGGUGCAACAAGUAUGUACAUCUUAUUGUAAGUGGUUCAUCGGCCUUCAAGCCACACAGCCUUGUGUUUUGUGGGCCUGUUAAAGGUCUAAGUGAGCAGCUUGCUGCUUCUUUUCAUGGCUCUUUUAUGAUGCUCAGUCAGUUGUUUCAGCCGUUAGAUGCGACUUGGGAACAGCCAUCAAAUAGUCCAUGCAAUUGCUUACCAAAUAGAAGUGUGUUAGCACAAAAACAAAACCAGCAUUGCAGCAAGUGCCAGAAUGACUUCACAGGUGAGAGGACUGAACAGGCUAUUGUAACGCACUGCUCAGUAGAAAAGGACGUUCACAAAUGUACAGUUGGUGACUGCAUAACCAAAUUAAGCACAGGUAAUAUGUGGUUAAGUCAAGUGGAGGGAAAAGGCCAACAUGAUGCAUGGACCGAAGGCUCUACAGAUACUGCUACACAAAUACCGCCUGCAUCAUUUCAGAAUGUUGGGCUGGUACUGCCAGGUGGGGGAUCAUUUGAAAUGUUAUUACAGCAUCAUUUACAUAACUUUGCAAAAACAUGUCAGGAGGCGGACCUAGCAAUGAUCUCUGCUAUGUUUGGAAAUGCUCUCUUGUGUAUUCCCAGGCAAAUCUACCAAGCAAGGAAUAGAAAUAAAUGUUUUCCACUGUUUUAUUCAAAAUAUACUGAUAGAUUACAAAAACAAAACUGGCUAGAUUUGACACAAACUGGCCUUGAAUCUGUCUCCUGCAAGUACCAAUUAGUGGCUUCAGUUCUCCAUUGCAUUAGUAAACUUGUGAGCAUAAACAUGAUUGUUGCUAUAAAGAGAGAACCGAAAACCAGUGUGAGUGAAGAAACAGAUGAGGAUAUCUGAGCAUUGAUCUUCUGAAAGGAUCAGUCUGUGAUAACUAUUCAGUUUUCUAAAGGUCUGUUGUGAUUGCAGUGUUCAAGGUAGGAUGGAUGGAGUUAUAACGUAUUACAGUUUGAUAUGAGGAGCCUUGAUUACUGUCAGUAUUGUAUGGUUUCUUGCAGACCAUGGGAUCCUUGUUUCAGGUUUUGUUUAUGCUGCAGUAAACGCAACAGCUUAAAACUGUAGUGUGUCUUAAAAGGGAUUGUUUCUGAUAAGUAGGAGAACUAUGGGGGUCAUUCCGACCCGUUCUCAAGCAACGGGUGCAGAAUGCACAUGCGUGGCUGCCGCAGGGCGCGUGCGCGGCAUUGCCUGGCGACGGGUCGCUGGGUUACAUCGUGGCUACUGACGGAAGCGGUCGCAGCGGCGACCACUAAGAAGAUUGAUAGGAAGGAGGCGUGGAUGGGCAGAUCCGGACCGCUUGGAGCCGUUUUCGGGGAGUGGUGAGUAAAAUGCAGGCGUGUCCAGGACAACGGUGUGCGGAGGAGUGACGUCAAAGCCGGGCCCAUCAUCGCUGGAUCCAUCGCACAGGGUAAGUAUGUCCAGGGCUAGUCUAGUUUUGCUUGCAAUUUAUCCUGCUAAGCUAAAAUACACUGCCCCAUAGGCGUGGACUAUUGAUGGCAGCAGCAAAAAGUUGCUAGCUGCGAUCAACUCGGAAUGACCACCUAUAUUCUAAUACUAGUAAAGGGACCCGGCUAUCAUAUGCAGUUUUGUCAGUCUGACCAGUGCCCCGCCCCUACUCUGUUCUGCUCACCCCCCCCCACCCCCUCUGUCCUACUGGUAAGUUCCGCUCCUCUGCUCCCAUUCCGUUUGCCACUCUGUGCCACACGCUUAUUGUCAGUUGCCCAGGCCCCCACUGCGUCCUGCCCUUACCCUUCAACGGCUGCAUACUUAACUCCAGGCAGAUCCUCCUCCUCUUCUGCCAGGGUCUUGUUCCCUUGCUCUAGCAGUGGGAGCGUUUUUUUUUUUUUUUUUUUUACAUAUAAUUUAGCUGACUCAUUUCUUGGUAGUUCAAACAGCCUUCCCAAAACAAGUCAAGCAGCUAAGGAAUUUAAUUUAGAUCUGCUUUUGCCACAGUCCAAACCAUUUAGCACCCAUGCCAAAUUCCAUGUGGUUGAAUGCUUUUGACAGGGGACCAUCCUUUAGCUUGCUACAUAUUAACAUUGAUUGUUCUCGCCAGAUGAAGACCGUUGUUUUGAUUCCAGAUGCACAGCAACUUACCAGCAUUUUCAUCUAAAACAUCCACAUUGACCAACCAAAUCGUAUGGGCAACUAAAGUGAAGUUUAAGUUUCCAAGCAAUGACCAAUAUAUUUGAAGCUUAAUUUCUCACACCUGUGUAUUUUGAAUUAUUUAUUAUUUUACCCAGGAUGUUUUGUGCCAUUAGAUGAAGCAUAAAAAACCCACAUUAUGCAUCUAUGUAUAUUGAAUUGCUUAUGAAAGCUUGAAAAGCCAGAUGCUCUCUUUUAAAAGAGCUCUGCCUUUCAGUUGAUGGCUAAACAAAGGCUAAGUUCUGCAUAUGAAUAUUAGAGUGUAGUACAACUGAUUCUACAGUACUUGUUACACAGAUGUUGACUAAAGUUAUUACAUUCCUAAAAUAUUACCAAAAUUACUGAUACUGAUAAAAGUAGAAUAAUGGUCAAGUUAAAGUCAUACAGAUAUGACCAUGAUACAAGAUGAGUUAUCGAAAACAAACAGUUUCAUUAUGAUUGAAGUCUGUUGUACUAUCCAUCCAGUUAACGUAUUGCACCUUUCAUUGCAAAACAAUUCUCUUGACAUUUGUGCUUAAACUUAUAUUAUUUUGCAAAUAAGUUUACAUCUUCUACCAAUUUCUAAAAUAUUACAUACAAGGAGGUGCUUGUAGUGUAGUAAUUAAACCUUUGGAAAGGUAGUCUGCAUAUUUGUGAUUAAAUAAACCGGUUUAUAUGAAUACUUAUAUGACUUCCAGUAUUACUUGCUGAAAUCGCACCAGGCACCAAAUACACCAUGGCAAGGGCCCAAGACCUACAAUACUGCAGUAUAAAAAUGUUUUAUAAUAAUGGAUUAAAAAUCCCUACACCAAAAAGAGCAUAGUAGCGCUUAUCUAUUUAAUUGACUGGACUAGUGAUAGCAUUUUUUAAUGUGUAUAUCUGACAGUAAUUUGA